GUUUGAAGACAGAGAAACUGGUUUGCAUUUAACCCGGGUGGUGAAGAUUUGUUAUUCAUCAAAAGGACACCUGUUUCCUUCUUCUAUGUCAAAUUUUAUCCAUUAGGAGAAGCCAAGCCAAUCCAAAGAAGGAGCUUUUCUUUUCUUUAGAUAUGAUGUGGUGUAGACAGUAGAGUUGCAUUGAUAUGGAAAGUUCGGAAAAUGGUGCAGCGAAAGUAGAGCCUCCUGAUCCUGAAGUUACUGAGAGUGAUCCAACUUGUCGAUAUGUGCGGUACAAUGAAGUGAUUGGCAAGGGGGCAUUCAAGACAGUUUACAAGGCAUUCGAUGAAGUCAAUGGACUUGAAGUGGCAUGGAGCCAAGUUCGGAUUGAUGAUGUGUUGCAGUCACCUGAAGACUUAGAGAGGCUCUACUCUGAAGUGCAUCUCUUGAAAUCAUUGAACCAUACCAAUAUUAUAAGGUUUUAUAAUUCGUGGAUUGAUGAUAGGAACAAGACUGUUAAUAUCAUUACUGAGUUGUUCACCUCGGGUAACCUCAGGCAGUACCGGAAGAAACACAGGAAGGUUGACAUGAAGGUAGUGAAAGGGUGGGCAAGACAGAUUUUGUCUGGUUUGAACUACCUUCACAGUCACAAUCCACCAAUUAUACAUAGGGAUCUAAAGUGUGACAACAUAUUUAUCAAUGGUCACCAAGGAGAAGUUAAAAUUGGAGAUCUUGGGUUGGCUACUUUCAUGGAGCAUGCUAAUGCCAAAAGUGUAAUAGGAACUCCUGAGUUUAUGGCUCCUGAGUUGUAUGAUGAGAAUUACAAUGAAUUGGCUGAUAUCUAUUCCUUCGGGAUGUGCAUGCUGGAGAUGGUAACAUUUGAAUACCCAUACAGUGAAUGCAGAAACUCUGCUCAGAUAUACAAGAAGGUUUCAUCUGGAAUAAAGCCUGCUGGCCUAUCUAAGGUAAAAGAUCCAGAAGUGAAGCUAUUUAUUGAGAAGUGUCUGGUUCCUGCAUCCCAAAGACUGUCAGCAAAGGAGCUUCUGAUGGAUCCUUAUCUCCAAGUGAAUGGAUCAGGAAAAAACUUUGCAAUGCCACUUCCUGAUAUAGUUUUGCCCAAAAUGGCGGCCUUUGGAGAACGGUGUCUGUUGUCGGAAGGACCAGUUAAUGCACGGAAUAGACCCUCCUCCUUGGAUUUUGAACAUGACACUGAGCUGCCAACUAUAAAUUCUUUUAAUCAUUCUGUUGAUGGGGAUUCCUAUUCUCAGAGCUACGAGGUUCGAAGGACAAAUAGAGGCAACUUUUUCCUGUUAAAAGGCGAGCUAAAUGAUGAAUACUCUGUAUCAUUGAUCCUUCGAAUUGCAGAUCACAGUGGUCGUCUCAGGAAUAUUCAUUUUCUUUUCUACCUAGAUGGUGAUACAGCUUUUACAGUUUCAAGUGAAAUGGUGGAGCAGCUGGAACUGGCAGAUCAGAAUGUUACAUUCAUUGCAGAGUUGAUCGAUUUAUUGUUGUUGAAUCUGAUACCCAGUUGGAAACCUUGUGUCCCUAUCGAUCAUUUGAUUCCUAAAAAUAGAUUAGCAAAGCAUACCGAUCAUAAGAAGAGCAUUCGGUCACUAGAAAGUUUAGAGAAUUCAGUGGAGUCGCGCCCUAGUGCUUGUGAAUCUGUCAAUCAUUCAAAGUCUUCAAUUCGCCUGGAUUCUGGUUCUACCGGGGAAUCCAUUCAAACAACGAAGCAAGGACCUGAUUUUGUGAAGCUUGAUGAGAGAAGAUCCCGCUCUGAUUUCAGUUUCCAGGUUUCAACGGUAACAGAUGUUUGGUCUUCUGAGAAGUCAUAUGCAUCUGCAACCUCCAGUGAUUUGAAUGAUAAAAAGUACUCCAUCAAUUCAGAUAUUAUGUCAGAAGAGUCAGGACCUGUGGAUUUCGAUGGUCAUUGGUUGAUGGAUGGAUUUAACGAAUCUCUUGCUAGAGUGAGAUUGACAGAGUCCCUUGAUGACAAGAGCAAGAUUUCACACAUAGACAGUAACGGUGUGGUGGAUAGUUUAAAUGAUCCGAGCAAAGAGUCUCAGGUGUUUGAUCCGGAAGAAGAUGAAGAGUUACGGAGGAGGCUGACGAUGAUUGAACAGCAGUACCAGGAGGGAGUUAAAGAACUCUCCCAGAAAAGACAUGAACUUAUCCUGCAGACAAGAAAGUUAUGGAAGAAAAAUGUAGAGUCAGUUUGUUAGUCCUUUUUUCAAUAGGAGUUUGUUCAUUUGUUUGUUUUUUCAUUAAAAAAAGAAAAAAUUGAAAACCUUUACAUCCUAAAAUCCUCACUGCAAGUGUAAAAGUUUUGUUCUAGGAGGAAAAAAUGUAAUAAACAAAUUUAUAUUUGUUUCAUA
Pistacia vera is the source of this 2354-nucleotide messenger RNA. RefSeq names its product probable serine/threonine-protein kinase WNK7. The coding region runs from base 186 to 2201 and encodes 671 amino acids. Gene Ontology annotation, cellular component: cytoplasm. The transcript is spliced from 9 exons. Gene Ontology annotation, biological process: intracellular signal transduction; protein phosphorylation. Gene Ontology annotation, molecular function: ATP binding; protein serine/threonine kinase activity. The record is from RefSeq and is a predicted model, not a curated record. NCBI's taxonomy places the organism in Eukaryota, Viridiplantae, Streptophyta, Magnoliopsida, Sapindales, Anacardiaceae.